Thelazia callipaeda (thelaziosis nematode) is the source of this 1086-nucleotide messenger RNA. The record is from the annotation of a GenBank genome assembly. Lineage: Eukaryota; Metazoa; Nematoda; Chromadorea; Rhabditida; Thelaziidae.
AUGUCGCCAGAUAUAGCCACGGUUAAGAAAUCUGCAGUCUCAAUUCCACCUGUAGGGAUUAUCCCUCCUAUCCCAACAUCCACAAAUUUAUCCUUUGGUCAGGCAUCGUCAGUCGAGAAUUCAGGAAAUUCUUCAUUAGAUUAUGAUAUUCCGUCUUGGGCAGGACGACCUCCGAGUGGAUGCCAUCUUGAUGUCGUGAAAGGUGACCAAUUGAUUCAGAAAUUGAUGGUUGACGAGAAAGGUGCUUAUUUUUUUGGUCGGAAUCCAAAGCAGUGCGAUUUUGUUGUGGAACAUGCAUCAUGUUCUAGAGUACAUGCGGUUUUGGUUUAUCAUAAGUUUCUCCAGCGAUUUGCUCUUGUAGAUUUGAACAGUUGUCACGGUACCUUCGUUGGUAAAGUUCGCAUCGAAUCUAAACAACCAGUUUUUAUUGAUGUUGAUAGUAUAUUCCAUUUUGGUGCCUCAACUAGAAGAUAUAUAUUGCGUGCUAAGCUUGAUUCAGCUGAUGAUGAUGAUGAUGAAGGAAAUAAAGAUAUGCUUCCCGAGGAGCAUGAGCUUGAGAACUUAACCGAGUAUAACACGGCUUUAAAUAGACGCAUACCUGUUAUACCCAUUUCUCUAGAAGAUGCGCGUCGCAAAAAAAGGCCGAGAGGAAAUGUUGCGUUCAUUGAAGAAGAGACCAUCAUAAAUCCAGAAGAUGUUGAUCCAACAGUAGGUCGUUUUCGGAAUUUGGUUGCGACUGCCAUUAUAUCGUCAAAGCGAAAAUCUCCAGACCAAGAAUCUGACCAACGAAAUAAAGAUUGUCCUGUUCAAAAAAAGAUUUUGAGACCUGGACGGGUUGAUGAUUAUAAAAACAUAAAAUAUUCACAGCCAAUGAUUUCGAGUUUGUCAAUUGUCAUGAAUGCUGCACCAGAUUUGGAGUUAUAUGCAAAAAGUUUGCCCGAGCCUAGCUCAGGGCAUAUAGGACCAUUCGUACAAGGAACACAUCGAAUACGUGAUGAUGAAGAUGGGGAUGCACCACACAAAAAGAAGUAUGCAAAAGAGUCAUGGCCUGGUAGAAAACCAAAUCAAAGCCGCGUUUUGGCAUAA